AUGGACACGGAAUCCACGCGCAGCAACAAGAGCGAGAAAAGCGGCACGGCUGCUCUUGUCGAAGAGAGGACGCCUGUGGAAGCCCAGUUGGAUCAGAUCCGCACACCUGACCUGCAACAGAGACAGGACAUCGAUCACACGGUGCGGGAGUGGAACGAUGGCUUCUUUGGUCCUCGUGGGCUGCUCAUCGAGAUUGGCGAGAGUGCAACGCCGGGUGAGAAUUACCGCGUGCCAGGUGCCUGGGACCAGUCUUUCAACAACGACAGCCCCAGCCUCUCGCGCUCUGGCAACUCACGUUAUCACCAUACUGGUCCAUACGGGCCUCCCCGCCAGCCGGACAAUACCGGCCGCAGCAGGCGAUUCCCUAAAGGUCUCAAUAUUCCUGGUGUUUCCAUCGACUCCAACAGUCUGUCCAUUGGCAGUAGCUUUGUUGCCAAUCCGAAUGGUGUGAGGAUCGGUGGAGUUGUAAUGGACAACAAUGGUCUUCCGGUCACAAAGACCUAUCUGGAGGAGUGGCUCUCACAGCCCGAUAAUCUCGUCACCCACGAGACGGUCAAGGAAGCCAGGGAGGAAAUCAAAGCCGCCCGGAGGACCGCACCGCAAGACAUCAGCGACCCCUUGGCACGGGACGCCAUGCGCCAGCAGGUGCGAGGCAUGAUGAGCCAGUGGAGGGUCUUGAAGAGGGAGCAACGGGCCAUGAGGAGACAGCGCAAGAAGGACAGGAGGGCUCGUCGCAGGUCUGAGAAGAAGGCGCGUCGGCAGGCGAGGCGCGAGAGGAAGCGGGACCACCCACAGGACAAGAAACGCGGAGGCCGGGAUGAAGAGCAGGAUGCCGGGAUCCAGCCCAAGCACGACGCCGUGGGACCACAUGGUGUCUCGUCGGCGAUGUACAGUUCCCUCGAGACAAAGAGAAGAGUACUACAGGGCAAGAGGGACGCCCUGGAGAACUUUCCUGGCGAUUCCCACGGCGAAGACAGCCAGUCCCACAAGGGCGGUGCGCCAUCGCUUGUCGGCAUACUUGCUGAGAUUGAGGAACUCGAGAGAUCCGUGGCCAAGCUCGGUCUGGAAGCAGAUGAACAGUUCGCAAAGGAGCUGGCCGCUCUCGAGGAGUAG
Diaporthe batatas is the source of this 1113-nucleotide messenger RNA. RefSeq lists its product as uncharacterized. The coding region runs from base 1 to 1113 and encodes 370 amino acids. Lineage: Eukaryota; Fungi; Ascomycota; Sordariomycetes; Diaporthales; Diaporthaceae. The record is from RefSeq and is a predicted model, not a curated record. The transcript is spliced from 3 exons.